UCCGAGAUGCUGUUUUUAAUUCAUCCAAAAAUUUAAUAAAGGUAGGAAAAUAUUUUCUUCAAUGGAGCUGGGAAGUAUAACCGAGUUCCUGAACAACAAGUCCAUUUUGGUCAUUGGUGCAGCUGGAUUUCUUGCGAAGAUUUUUGUGGAGAAGAUAUUGAGGGUUCAACCCAAAGUGAAGAAGCUUUAUCUUCUUCUAAGAGCCGUGGACACUAAAUCUGCUGAAGAACGCCUGCAUAAUGAGGUGAUAGGGAUGGCCUUGUUUGAUGUUUUGAGAGAGCAACAUGGUGCAAGUUUAUAUUCCUUCGUUUAUGAAAAACUGACUCCUGUUCCUGGGGAUAUCUCUUGUGUGGACUUGGGAAUAAGAGACUCGUUGUUGAAGGAUCAGAUAUGGAAUGAAAUUGAUACGGUGAUUAACUUCGCUGCCACCACCAACUUUGAUGAAAGAUACGAUGUUGCAUUAGGUAUCAAUACAUUGGGACCUUUGCACCUCCUGAACUUUGUCAAGAAAUGUAAUAAUGUUAAGGUGCUUGUCCAUGUAUCAACUGCUUACGUAUGCGGCGAAGAUGCAGGAUUGAUACAGGAGAAGCCAUUUCCCUUGGGGAAAUCCAAGAAAGGCACAGAAAUGAUAGACAUCGACAUGGAAAAGAAACUGGUCGAGGAGAAAUUGACGAACCUCCACUCAGAACAUGCUGAAGAGAGUGCGAUCACAUCUUACAUGAAGGAUUAUGGCUCUAAACGGGCCAGGAUGUUUGGAUGGCCAAACACUUACGUAUUUACCAAGGCAAUGGGAGAGAUGCUCCUAGUCCAUUAUAGUAGAGAUACAGUACCUCUAGUUAUUAUCCGCCCUACUAUUGUAACAAGUACUUACCAGGAGCCGUUUCCCGGUUGGAUUGAAGGUGUAAGGUAGUCUGCUACUGCAUAUCU
Messenger RNA from Populus euphratica (Euphrates poplar), 927 nucleotides. Its product is annotated as alcohol-forming fatty acyl-CoA reductase-like. Lineage: Eukaryota; Viridiplantae; Streptophyta; Magnoliopsida; Malpighiales; Salicaceae. The transcript has 6 exons. The record is from RefSeq and is a predicted model, not a curated record. Gene Ontology annotation, biological process: long-chain fatty-acyl-CoA metabolic process; suberin biosynthetic process. Gene Ontology annotation, molecular function: alcohol-forming very long-chain fatty acyl-CoA reductase (NADP+) activity. Gene Ontology annotation, cellular component: intracellular membrane-bounded organelle. Bases 62 to 910 code for a protein of 282 amino acids.